This is a messenger RNA of Oppia nitens, 1200 nucleotides long. RefSeq names its product S-formylglutathione hydrolase-like. NCBI's taxonomy places the organism in Eukaryota, Metazoa, Arthropoda, Arachnida, Sarcoptiformes, Oppiidae. The record is from RefSeq and is a predicted model, not a curated record. Gene Ontology annotation, cellular component: cytosol. The coding region runs from base 211 to 1074 and encodes 287 amino acids. The transcript is spliced from 2 exons. Gene Ontology annotation, molecular function: S-formylglutathione hydrolase activity. Gene Ontology annotation, biological process: formaldehyde catabolic process.
UAAUAAAUUUCUGAUCAGUGAUUAAAUUGAAAACUAUUUGAUAAACAUUUCAAUGCCAACCAAUAUAUCCAAUGAUUUGUCACAUAAUAUAUGAGAGAAUACUUUAUUGACUGCACUAACAAACAGACAAACAUUUGAUUGACUUAUAAGUCAAUGAAAAGUAAAUAUUAAUUAAAUCACUUGAAUUGAUCCCCAUUUAUAUCACCGAAAAUGUCGACUAUAGUGUCUUUGGUGUCAAGCAGUAAAUGCUUUGGUGGUAAACAAGAGGUGUAUAGCCAUGAAAGUGAAGAAGUGAAGUGCAAAAUGACUUUUUCGGUAUAUAUUCCUCCGAAAGCAUUGGACGGACAGAAAGUGCCGGUUCUUUACUGGUUGUCAGGCCUGACCUGUACGGAGCAAAACUUUAUUAUAAAGUCUGGUUUUCAGAGAUAUGCAGCAGAAGAGGGUCUUAUAGUUGUUGGUCCGGAUACGAGUCCGCGCGGACUCAAUAUUGAUGGUGAAGACACAGAUUAUGACUUAGGGACGGGCGCCGGGUUUUAUGUGGACGCAACUCAAGACAAGUGGAAAACCAAUUACCGAAUGUUCUCUUAUGUUACUAAAGAGUUGCCUAAAGUUAUUGAAGCAAACUUUCCUAUCAUAACUGGCUGUCAAUCUAUUUUCGGUCACAGUAUGGGAGGUCACGGGGCUUUAAUAUGUGCCCUCAAGAAUCCUGGUCUAUAUAAAAGUGUGACCUCUUUUUCACCGAUUGCCAAUCCUGUCAAAGGAAAGUGGGGUCAAAAAAAUUUAUCGGCUUAUUUGGGUAGUGACCAAACUUAUUGGCAACAAUGGGAUGCAACCUAUUUGGUACAGAAAUAUAAUGGACCACCACUUCAUCUUAUCAUUGAUCAGGGUUCAGCUGAUCCAUAUUUGCACGAAGAACUGAUGGUUAAGAACUUUGAAGACGCGUGUGUUUCUGCCAAAGUGCCAGUUAAGUACCAAUUGCGUGAUGGAUAUGACCACUCUUUCUUUUUUGUGGCCACUUUUAUCGGCGAACAUAUUAAACAUCAUUCAACCAUUUUGUAUCAAUCAAUUGCUUAAAUCAGUUAUAAAUCUUUGUAAAAUUAAUUUUUAAAUUUUAUAAAUUAAGAUAUAAAAUUGUGUCCACAAUUUGAUUAUUUUUUGAAUAAAAAAAUAAUAGUAUAAUAUUUGAAAAUAAAAAUACCG